UGACGGCAACUCGUAACAAACACAAGGCCACAUCCCCUUUUGAUCUUGACCAAACGGAGCCGGCCAAACCACACGGAAAAAACUGCGACGUAUCGACUCAAAUGGAUGGUUAUGUUCCCGCUUCUUAGCCGGCUCCCCGAGCGGCCGGCUGACCACGCUGCUCGCGGCCGACUUCGUGGCAAGCCUUAAAGCGUACGUGACAGCUUGGGCUUGCUGCAAUUGCUCAGCUCAUCUAAGACGAAUUCCUCUGCUUGCUGAUGACUUCGGCAAUGGGCUCUCCCCAUGUGUCUCGAGUUGCCGCCGUCGCGGCGGUGAUGGUGUUCGUGGUAGUCUUGCCGGCGUCGGCCCACCCGUCCGGCUUGCCGGCUGAGGCGCCUCCGUUCCCGAACCCGUGGGCUGCGUUCCAGAACCUCUCUGGUUGCCACAUGGGCGAGGAGCGGAAGGGCCUGGUCGGGCUCAAGGACUACCUCAGCCACUUCGGCUACCUCCCGCCGCCGCCGCCGUCAUCCCCGUUCAGCGACGCGUUUGAUGAGGACCUGGAGGCGGCUAUCGCGACCUACCAGCGCAACUUCGGGCUCAACGCCACCGGCUCGCUGGACCCGUUCACCGUCGCGCAGAUGGUCGCCCCGCGCUGCGGCGUGGCCGACGUCAUCAACGGGACGUCCACCAUGGGGAGGAGCACUUCGGACGCCCACGGCAGGCACCUGUACGCGUACUUCCCCGGCGGCCCGAUGUGGCCGCCGUUCCGGCGGGACCUUAAGUACGCGAUCACCGCGACCUCGGCGACGUCCAUCGACCGUGCGACGCUGAGCGCCCUCUUCGCGCGCGCCUUCUCCCGGUGGGCCGCGGCCACGAACCUGCGGUUCACGGAGACCGAGUCGGGGUCCGACGCUGACAUCACGAUCGGGUUCUACGCUGGCGCGCACGGCGACGGCGAGCCGUUCGACGGGCCCCUGGGCACGCUCGCGCACGCGUUCUCGCCGACGGACGGGCGGUUCCACCUGGACGCCGCGGAGGCGUGGGUGGUGGGCGGCGACGUGUCGCGCGCGUCCUCGCCGGUGGCAGUGGACCUGGAGUCCGUGGCGGUGCACGAGAUCGGCCACCUUCUGGGCCUCGGUCACUCGUCGGUGCCGGACGCCAUCAUGUACCCGACGAUCCGGACGGGGACGAGGAAGGUGGAGCUGCAGUCCGACGACGUGCAGGGGAUACAGAGCCUUUACGGGAGCAACCCCAACUUCAAGGGCGUCACGCCAACGUCGCCGUCGACAAGCAGCCGGGAGAUGGACAGCAACGCGGCCGCAGGUUUCCGGCCGGGUAGUGGUUUUCUUGGGGUGGUUGUGGCAGUUGGCCUGCUCCUAGUGCUGUAGUCAUUAUCAUUUUUUCCGACGUGUCACGUCCUUCAUCGUUUCAGUUUCUUGUUCGAUUAGUUUAUUCUUGGAUAGAUUCUUGUGUACAUACUAUGACUAUUACGGAAUAAUAGAUCACAUAGUUUAUAUA
This is a messenger RNA of Phragmites australis (common reed), 1497 nucleotides long. RefSeq names its product metalloendoproteinase 3-MMP-like. The transcript has a single exon. The coding region runs from base 258 to 1367 and encodes 369 amino acids. Gene Ontology annotation, cellular component: extracellular matrix. The record is from RefSeq and is a predicted model, not a curated record. NCBI's taxonomy places the organism in Eukaryota, Viridiplantae, Streptophyta, Magnoliopsida, Poales, Poaceae. Gene Ontology annotation, molecular function: zinc ion binding; metalloendopeptidase activity. Gene Ontology annotation, biological process: proteolysis; collagen catabolic process; extracellular matrix organization.